Diorhabda sublineata is the source of this 4438-nucleotide messenger RNA. It is a transcript of the gene SCAP, whose product is annotated as sterol regulatory element-binding protein cleavage-activating protein. The transcript has 12 exons. Gene Ontology annotation, cellular component: endoplasmic reticulum membrane; Golgi membrane. NCBI's taxonomy places the organism in Eukaryota, Metazoa, Arthropoda, Insecta, Coleoptera, Chrysomelidae. Bases 255 to 4103 code for a protein of 1282 amino acids. The record is from RefSeq and is a predicted model, not a curated record. Gene Ontology annotation, molecular function: protein binding; sterol binding. Gene Ontology annotation, biological process: SREBP signaling pathway.
ACAGUAUACUUGGAAAUGUUGACUAAUUUAAUAGUUUUUACUCAUGUUCAGUCAAUGUGUGUUGGUUGGUGUAGUGUACAUAUAUCAAAUAUAUUUUAUACGCGUGUUUUUGAUAUUAGAAAGACGAUUUUCGUAAUUUGCAAAUAAGUGUUUUUACUAUUUAGUGCAGUAAUUGGAUAACAAUAUUUUCGGUGUUAUUGAGCAUCCGUUCAUAUAUGAUUUAAGUAAAUUUCAACACUGGAGGUGCAUAGUAAAUGAUUCCUCGGGAUGACCCCCAUCUGAGGGGCAAAGCGGGAAAAUCAACUCUACAAGAAAAAGUUGGUGUGUUCUAUUAUUCAUUAGGACUCUUUUGCAUCACUUAUCCAAUUUGUGUUCUGUGCUUUGCUAUUUUUAUAAUUAUUGUAUCAUGGCUGCCAUUAAUGAACGUAUCGUUCCCUGGGGAAGCUCCCCAAGUGUGGACAGCAAAUUUCAAUACAACCGAUGUUCAACAACCCUACUGUUAUGUCCAGCAAGUAGUUCUAAGAGUAGCAGUUUUACCGUGGAAAGAUGAUCUCACGUUAGGGGAUGCCUUUCGAGCUCCCCUCUAUGAAGCUUUCAAAUUGUUAGAUAUUGUAAGAAAUUAUCAAGACCAAAAUAGUUUGAAAAAUUUGGGUCAUGUUUGUCUUCAUGUGGAAGCAAUUAAAAAAACAAAUGACAAAUCAAAUAUUCUUCCGCAAUAUAAUUGUUUGAUAUUGUCGCCAGCGAAUCUCUGGAAUCAAGACGUACAAGAAUUUUCUCAAGAUAGUUCAUUACUCACUACGAUAUUCAAUCAUCAUACUUUCCAAAAAGGGAAAACAUCAAUUUCUGAUAUGGUUUUCGGUAUGCAGCUUUUUGAUACUGGUAUUAAAAGGUACCCCUUAAGAAGCAGGCAAAGAAUAAUGCAAUAUGCUUUAACUUUGUUUUUCAAAGAAUAUGAUUCAGUGUUUGUGGAAGGACUGAGAAACAAAUUAACAGCAGCUUAUCCCCUACAUCAAGAUACAACCCAGAUAUUAAAUCACAAAUUAAAUGAUGUGGUAUUAAUCAGUUACCCAGGGGAAAUAAAAUAUAUCGAACUCAUUCCAUUAUUAGUGGCGUUCUUUUUGAUUUUUCUCUACUAUUAUUUUUCCGUUAGAAAAAUUGAAAUAAUCAAAUCGAAAUUGGGUAUGGCGUUUACCGCUACUUUCACCAUAUUUUGCAACCUCACUAUGACAAUGGGAAUCUGUUUUUUCUUCGGUUUAACAUUAAAUUCGGAUGGCGGUAAAGGAAUCAUACCUUAUUUGACUCUAUUGGUGGGUUUAGAGAAUGUUCUUGUUCUUACGAAAAGCGUAGCAGCGACACCAUUGAAUUUAGACGUUAAAAUUAGAAACGCUCAAGGUUUAAGCAACGAAGGUUGGUCGAUAACUAAAAAUCUCUUAUUAGAAAUAACUGUAUUAACGUUUGGUAUAUUUACUUUCAUACCGGAAAUACAAGAAUUUUCCAUAUUCUCAAUAGUCGUUCUAAUAACUGAUUCUUUUCUGCAGUUAUUCUUCUUCUUAACGGUCCUUGGUUUAGAUAUGAAUCGUAUGACACACGCGAUCGAAAAAAACCAAAAAAUCCGUAGUAGCUUAUUCCAAACUCAAAACGUUUUCGAUAGACCUUUUACAGGUGUUAAAGGUAUGGUUAGAUCAAAAUCUCAUCCGAGAUUGACAAGUUAUCCCGCUAAUAUUGUAGCCCCACAAAAACCGAGUAACCAAGAGAAAAAAAUACCGAAAAGAGUGAAAUUGUUCAACAUUUGGGCACAAACGAGGAUAUUCCAAAGAUCGUUUAUGUUACUAAUGAUAAUCUACAUUAGCAUUAUAGCAUAUAAAAGCGAUUUGAUGAAUCAAUACAUCCUUAAAACUGAAGAAAAAUCUGUGGAAAAUAGUACAAUGUUUUAUCAUGAUACACUAUCUACUCUAAAUUUAUAUCCAAUUCCUAAUAGGUCUGUAAAUAUAAAUUAUGUUACGUAUAGUCCUUUGGAAGAACAGUACGAACAUAAUGAAACUCAAGGUAUCGAAAAAUUGAAACAUCCUGAUUAUGCCGGAGGUUUGAAACCACCUUCUAGGCAUUGGUCGGAAAUAUUGAAGAAAUACAACGUUUCUCUUGGUGGCCAGGUGAUUGCAGUUUUGCCAAAUAUUAAACUUUCUCACAUUGUCAGACCAGAACAAGCAGUUAUGUUACGUAAUCCAAAUGAGAAGUACGGUGAUACAUUCCAUUGGCAAGCUUUGGCUGUCGCUUUAGAUCCUAUAGAUUUUAGCGAUGAAGUUACUGGACAUGUUCUUCCGCAAGCUGAUCAACCGUUCUAUCCCACAUCUCCAAUGGAAAUUUUCCUAACGACAAUUCUCUGUUUAAUAAGCGUCGUCGUUCUCGCAUAUGCAUUCGUCGUUCUCUACAGAUGCAUUUGUUCGAGAAAUUAUGCCGAAUGGAGGGCUUCUUGGUUCAAUGAAAAAGUAAUUGAACAACAAGAAGAUCAAGUGCUACUAGAAACGAUGCCGGUUAGCUUAGAAGGACAUAGUCAAGAAAUAGAAUGUAUAGCAACUGAUGGAACGAAUAUUGUAAGCGCUUGUUUAGGUGGCCAAAUAAAAGUUUUCGAUAAUAAUACAGCCGAAUUAGUUUGCGAAAUCAAUAGGAAACUAAUUUUCACAGAUCCCAAACAACCUGACCUGGCGUCAGAAUUAGACGAAACGCUUUCAGAUUACGAAUCCGGUUCUCCACCGUCACGGGAAGAUUCUUUUCCUAAACUACUCAAUCGCAUCAACACCGAUUUUUCUUUUAGCACUGAAGAUUAUUCAGAUCAUUCCAAUUCCAUAGAUUCGAAAUAUAAUUUCAACAAAUCAUACAGGCACUUCUACUAUAAUCACAACUUCGAUGUUCGAUUGAGGAAUCGGUACGAGUCUCUUAAAGAAGAAGCCGCCAAAAGGCAAAGCGUUAACGAAAAUUUCAUAAAAAGAAGAAGCUUGAAUAAAUGCGAUGAAAUAGAUUUCAAAAAUCACAAAGACGUUAUGGUGUAUAACGGAUCUAGUUCUGGAGGUGAUGGUAUAUCUGCAGACGAAAGUACCGAAUGCGUGGAUAUUUCAGAUUGUAAACUAUCACCGAUAUGGUGUAUGGACUAUUUAGAUAAUUUAAUUGUCAUAGGCUGCGCAGAUGGAAGAUUGGAAUUUUGGGAAGCCUCCUCUGGAGACUUGAAGUGUAUUUUCGAAGAUGGUUCGGAAUCUGGAAUAAACCAUCUGAAAAUAGUCGGUGCCAAAGUAAUAGCUGUAAGACUGUGCGGUUCAUUGGAAUUGUUUCAAUUACAAACGUUUAAUCAGGGUAGGCCCGUCGAUUGGAAUUUUACGUGCGCUUAUAGAAGAAUGCACGUUAGGACUGCCUCUGCUGGAUCUAUUUCAGAGAAAGACCUUAAAAAACAGACUUAUAGUGAUGAAGACUUGCGUGUAAUCAAAAUCCAUUCCAUCAAAGCCCACCAGCAACCGGUGAUGUGCUUAGAUUGCGAAGGAGGAAGGAUCUUGACUGGAAGUCAAGACCAUACAUUGAAAGUUUUCAAAUUAGAAGAUGGUAAUCCUGUAUACACUUUACAUGGACAUUGCGGACCUAUUACCUGUCUGUUUAUAGAUAGAGUAAAUCCUGCAACGUCCGGAAGUGGUUCGCAGGAUGGAAUGUUGUGCGUCUGGGAUUUACUCACAGGUGCAUGUAUGUACAGCAUCCAAGCCCACGACGGAAGCAUAAGUUCGCUGACUUAUUCGGAAAGUUACGUAAUUUCCUUAGGUACAGACGAAAGACUUUGCGUUUGGGAACGUUUUCAAGGAAAUCUACUUACAACUAUUCACGUUUCGCAUACGUUUUCUACGCAAGUUUUAAUGUUGGCGCAACAUUUAGUAGUGACUGCUCGUAGUGGUGGUUUGAUCGUUUGGGACGUUCGAACGGGUGAUUGCGUAAGGACAAUAACGUUAGGACGGGAACACUUCGUGUUUAUAAAUAAGUUGUUGUUACUUAGGGACGCAGUGUUGUGCGAUUAUGGAAAACAAUUGAUGCUCGUUAGAUUUCCUUUAAUGACACACAAAUUCGAUUAAGACCAAAAAGAUUUAAUUUAUUUAAUCAAAUUUAACCUGUAGUCGCAAAGAUACAAUUUAUAUUUAAUAUAUGAAUAUAAUAUUCGUGCCUUCACUAUUUUUUCGAUUAUUGUUUUUUAUUUUAUUACAAAAAUCGUUGUUAUUAAUUUAUUGAAUUAUAUAACUAUUUAUUUAAAAAAAAUGAAACGCGACAUUUGUAAGCAAGUGGUCAAGCGGAUUGAUUGCUUUAAAUACUGUUUAGAAUACAACAAAUGUCGUAAAAAAAUUGGCCUUACUUUGGACAAUUACGUCUGUACUAUUUUUGUAAUUGUUAAUAAAUCUUUUUACAAUAACAA